AGCAGGAAGAAAGUCACUUUUCUACGCGAUCCGUUUCUUUCUUUCGACUUUUUGUGUUUGCAACUGCGAAGCUUGCAAUUUUUCAUUCCUGUGCCCGAAACCACGGACGGGCUAAAUAAACAUCCUCUUCUGGUCGAGAUAUUCUCGCGUUGGUGCAUCUAGCGAAAAAAUUGCGAAGAAGGCGUGUGAAACUGAAAUCGUCGAAAUUCGUCUACAGUGUGACGUAUUCCUCGUCGCUGUACGGAUUCCACUAAUCGUGUGGUGUGGAAGGUGUUCCUGGGACGAGUAGCAGGCGGCAGAGACAUCGAUAGUGGGAAAAAUUCAUUCGUCUGAACCGCAACGAAACAACCGAAGGCGCACCAGAAAUCGACUGGAACACCGUCGUUCCGAUGUCUAAAUUAAACUCUCACGGGGCUACAGGGCUUAAAAAUAUCAAUCUUGAAGAGAUAUGGACCGAUCUAGAAGGCGGCAUCAAGCAGGUGUACAAGCGGGAACACAGCCUCGGCAUCGCCCGCUACAUGGAACUAUACACACAUGUUUAUAACUACUGCACGAGCGUCCACCAGCAACCGAACUGUCGUACCGGAGCAUCGAAAGCAUCGAAGAAGGGUAUGAGCGCUCCACCAGGCGGGGCUCAGCUCGUCGGUCAGGAGCUCUAUAAGCGACUGAAAGAAUUUCUCGAAAAUUAUCUCGUACGGUUGCACCAAAAUGGGAUCGAUUUGAUGGACGAGGAAGUUCUGAGCUUCUACACCAAGCGUUGGGAGGAGUAUCAGUUCUCCAGCAAAGUGUUGAACGGGGUAUGCGCCUACCUCAACCGACACUGGGUGAAACGUGAGUGCGAAGAGGGCCGCAAAGACGUGUACGAGAUUUACCAGCUGGCGUUGGUCACCUGGCGGGGCAACCUCUUCAAGCAUCUCAACAAACAAGUGACUAACGCGGUACUGAAAUUGAUCGAGCGCGAGCGAAAUGGCGAAACGAUCAACUCACGUCUGGUUUCCGGCGUCAUCAACUGCUACGUGGAGCUUGGGCUCAACGAGGAAGAUCCGCACGCCAAGGGACAGAACUUGUCCGUCUAUAAGGAAAGUUUCGAAAAUAUUUUCUUGGAGGACACAGAACGGUUCUAUACUCGUGAAAGUGCCGAGUUUCUGCGCGAGAAUCCUGUCACCGAGUACAUGAAGCGAGUGGAGUUGCGCUUGAAUGAGGAGCAAAAGCGCGUCCAAGUUUAUCUGCACGAGAGCACUCUAGAGCGUUUAGCCGAAAAAUGCGAACGAGUGCUGAUUCAGAAUCAUCUCGAUCAGUUCCGAACGGAAUUUCAGAACUUGCUAGACUCAGACAAGAAUCAGGACUUGGGCAGGAUGUACUCCCUCGUUGCGCGGAUCAAGGCGGGUCUGUUUGAGUUGAAAGAAAUAUUGGAAUCACACAUUCACAACCAAGGCUUGGCGGCCAUAGAGAAGUGCGGUGAUUCUGCUGUCAAUGAUCCAAAAAUUUACGUCCAAACCAUCCUGGAAGUUCAUAAAAAGUACAAUGCUCUUGUUCUUACUGCGUUCAACAACGACAGCGGCUUCGUGGCAGCGCUUGAUAAGGCAUGCGGCAAAUUCAUUAACACGAAUGCCGUUACCGAGCUUAGUAGAAGCGCCAGUAAGAGUCCUGAAUUAUUGGCCAAGUAUUGUGAUCUACUGCUAAAAAAAUCGAGCAAAAACCCCGAAGAAGCCGAACUGGAGGAUACUCUCAAUCAAGUGAUGGUUGUAUUUAAGUACAUCGAAGACAAGGAUGUGUUCCAAAAGUUCUAUAGUAAGAUGCUGGCAAAGCGCCUCUGUCAUCACAUGUCGGCCAGCGACGACGCAGAAGCAUCCAUGAUUUCCAAGUUGAAGCAGGCAUGCGGUUUUGAGUACACUAGCAAGUUGCAGCGCAUGUUCCAGGACAUAGGGGUCUCAAAGGAUCUCAACGAGCAGUACCGGCAGCACCACGAGAAGCUGAAAGAUACUCGCGGUACAGGACAAAACGAAAUCGAUUUCAGUAUCCUGGUGCUGUCUUGCGGGUCGUGGCCAUUCAAUCAAAGUUUUACCUUCUCCUUGCCUUUUGAGCUGGAACAAUCCGUUCACCGAUUCAACGGCUUCUACGGCAAGCAACAUUCCGGGCGCAAGCUAAACUGGUUGUAUAACAUGUGUCGUGGAGAACUCAUAACCAACUGCUUUCGAAUGCGAUACACGCUACAGGCCAGUACCUUUCAAAUGGCCGUUUUGCUACAGUUCAAUGAGGAAACUGUGUGGAGUAUUAAGCAGUUGGGAGAAAAUACUGGCAUUAACAAUGAAAAUCUUGUACAAGUGCUGCAAAUUUUACUCAAAACCAAGCUUUUGACCUGCUACGAUGACGAAGCCAAGUUACAGCCAAGUUCAACAAUUGAGCUGAACAGAGACUUCAAGAAUCGAAAGCUUCGUAUCAACAUCAAUUUCCCGCUCAAGACGGAACUGAAAGUAGAGCAAGAGGCGACUCACAAAAAUAUUGAAGAAGAUCGCAAGAUUCUCAUCCAGGCCGCCAUCGUAAGGAUCAUGAAGAUGCGCAAGAUGCUGAACCAUACGCAGCUCGUUGGCGAAGUGUUGAAUCAACUGUCAACUCGGUUUAAACCGAAGAUUCAAGUGAUUAAGAAAUGCAUUGAUAUUCUGAUAGAGAAAGAAUAUCUAGAGCGCCAGGAAGGACAAAAGGAUACCUACAGUUAUCUGGCCUGAUCAGUGAUAGUUUUAAUCUGUAGUGUAGUUAUCUAAUCGCGUACUUUCAAGAUGUCGUCCUUAAGUUGCAUAAGCGUACAAAAAAACAAAAAAAAAAUCUGUAGCGGACAGAACACUGACGACUUAUUGUGCUGCAUGAGAGGACAUUUCUUCGACAUAUAUUUGAAACAUUUCAAAUAUUUAAGAUGAUAAAAACCAACCGCAUUCAUCCCACGAUGUGAUAACAUUCGAUCGCAUUCGUACACAUUUUGAGCAGCGAAAUCCUCCGCAUACCCUUAUAUUCUCUAACCACAAGAGCGAUGCCACAAAACAGGAAAUGAGUGCAUCGAGAGUAAUUCAUCUGCUGAUGUAUAUGAAUAUAUGUAAAAAAGGUAAUAAUUAAAGAAAUGCACCAUGAAGGUCAUUGCUAGAUUGAGCGAAACACAAGAGGAACAGCGAUGUGCGAACACCUGCAAUAGUUUAAAACGUGGACAAAUUCUUAGCCAACCAGCCAAACGAUUGGUGAAUGAUAUUUAGUAGGUGAUUAGCGUAAGCGGAGUUGUGAAAACUGGUAAAUUGAAAUCUGAUCUACGAAUAUAGAACAUUGUUUUUCCUUCCAAUAAUCUCAAGCGACAGUUUCUUGUUUCGUUAUUUUUGGACAUUUGAACGUAAAGGCAAACCAUUGUCUUACUAUCAUUUUGUACGACGAUUGUUAGCAAAUGCGGCAAAUACGCUGGUCAUUGCACCGUUUACGCGUUUUGAUUUGUUAACUCUGAACUGUCGCGUAUAAGUUUUUUUAGUCUUGUGAAGCAAAUCAGUUUUGGACAUUGUUUAAUUUAGUUAUUUUCGCGCAAAAGUUAUCGCGAUGAAGUUUUUCGUGUAAUUUUUUUUCGGUCAUUUGUUAAUUGUAAAAGAUAUGUUAUUCUUAACUGUAUUCAUCUUUCUCUGUUAGAUUGAUCGAUUGUAAUUUUUUCGGGAGCGUAGAAAAAAAAUGGUUGAGAUGUGUUAAAAGAGGAUAAACGAUUAGGCGAAUCGCCGAAUGACCGUUAAGCAUCGAGUUUUAAAUUUUCUUCCCACUCUUUUUACUGCACUGUCUGAUUUCUAUUAAAUGCAAUAAAAUUUGUCUGCUAAACCCAUAUCCUGUAUUUGCCAACCACUUUACGUUAGGACAAAAGUGACUACAAAAAAUGAAAAGCCGAUCAAGAACAACAUUUACUAAACGGUGUGGGGAAUAAAAUGAAGAAAAAGUUUGGCGAAAACCAGUAAAAUGUAAAGAAGGAAAAAAGAGCAGAUUGCUUUGCGCUAAACAUUGCACAGUAUCUACGAUCCAGUCAAUAAAGAAAACGAAACGAAACAACUCAAAGUUAUCCAUAUAUUCCACCACAAAGUUAUUUUAUACCAACGGCAGUGUUUG
This is a messenger RNA of Anopheles bellator, 4119 nucleotides long. It is a transcript of the gene Cul1, whose product is annotated as cullin-1. Gene Ontology annotation, molecular function: ubiquitin protein ligase binding. Lineage: Eukaryota; Metazoa; Arthropoda; Insecta; Diptera; Culicidae. Gene Ontology annotation, cellular component: SCF ubiquitin ligase complex. The coding region runs from base 390 to 2726 and encodes 778 amino acids. The record is from RefSeq and is a predicted model, not a curated record. Gene Ontology annotation, biological process: SCF-dependent proteasomal ubiquitin-dependent protein catabolic process; protein ubiquitination. The transcript has 12 exons.